AUGGAACCAAGAGCGCGAGUGGGUAAAAAUAGAGGGCAACAAAGCUUUUCUGAUCUAGAAUUACAACAGUUUCUCUUUGGACAUGGCGAUGUUGCUCAGUCGCUUGAACCUACCAAGCGUAUUUUGGACGAACUUCUCACCGACUUUAUCACUGAACUUUGCUUCGAGGCGCAUCGAUCAGCAUUCAUUUCUGGGCGGCAAAAGAUCAAGUUAGAAGAUAUAAAAUUCGCAUGCCGAAAGAAUCCAGCAUAUCUUGGGAAGAUAAAAGAGGUGCAGGACAAGAAAGCUGAAAUCGAUGCAGCUCGAAAGUUGCUGGAUCAGAAUGAUGACAAGAUCACGAAAUCUAACGUUAAGGCCCUCGAAGAAGCGCCAUUAGGUGAGGCAGAUGAUGAUAUCGACAUUGAUAUUCAAGGACAACGCGGCAAGCCCAAUGGAUUUUACAAAUGA
Molecule: messenger RNA, 447 nt
Organism: Blumeria graminis f. sp. triticale
Lineage: Eukaryota; Fungi; Ascomycota; Leotiomycetes; Helotiales; Erysiphaceae
Source: the annotation of a GenBank genome assembly